Messenger RNA from Fonsecaea nubica, 3078 nucleotides. RefSeq lists its product as hypothetical. NCBI's taxonomy places the organism in Eukaryota, Fungi, Ascomycota, Eurotiomycetes, Chaetothyriales, Herpotrichiellaceae. The coding region runs from base 1 to 3078 and encodes 1025 amino acids. The transcript has 3 exons. The record is from RefSeq and is a predicted model, not a curated record.
AUGGAACCUCUGCUUGAAAAACUACCCAAGACGCCACCGCGGCGUGAGGUCUUAGUCCUGGAGAGAGAGAAAGAACAAAGGAUUCGGCUAAACCUUCGGCCUUAUGUACCGUGCGAGCUGCUCUCCCGCGCCAUUUUCGACUAUAAAGACGACGGUGCUUCUCCCUCCUUGACCGAAGACGACGAUUGGGAGCUCUCCGCAUUUGAAACUGAGAAUCCUCAUGGCAACGGCAAAGACCAUGAUACUAUCCACGAUGCCUCUACCGACGACGAACUUACUGAUGAUGAAAGCGAUAAACCUGCCAACAAUGACGCUACUCGCAGUAGCCCUGUCGAAGUUGACUGCGCUGAACCUGUCGAUAACAACACUCUUCGUAACAACUCUACCGACAAGGACCCUACCGACAAGGACCCUACCGACAAGGACCCUACCGACAAGGACCCUACCGACAAGGACCCUACCGACGAUGACCCAACUGACGAUGGACGAACCGUCAAUGGACGAACCGUCAAUGGACCGACUGACAAUGACUCUACCGACGAUGACCUAACUGACGAUGAAACCACCGACGAUGACCCUACCGAUGAUGACCCUACCGAUGAUGACCCUACCGAUGAUGACCCUACCGGUGAUGACCCUACCGAUGAUGCCAGCGUUGGCCCUGCCGAUACUGAAACUUCUCGCAAUGGCUCUAUCAACGAUGACAGCGUUGACUCUGCCGAUAGUGACUCUCCCGACGGCAACUCUACCGAAGAUGACGAGGCCGACGAUGAUCCCUCCGAUGAUGAGAGCGUUGGUUCAUCGGGCUGGGAAGUGAAACUCUCUGAACCGGAUUUUCAAGAAAUCUUACUCUCUGAACCGUAUUUUCCUUCGCGAGCCCAACUCGAAAUUUGCCUUCUUCUACCCACUUCAAUCGCAGAUUUUACCAGAGAAGAGCUGGAGGAGCGGGAUUCUCUGUGGGAUCUUGUAGUGCUUGUUGGACGAGACAAAUAUAUCGGCGCCAUGACUUGUGGGGAAUACAUCACACAAACUUGGCCAGACACAUCUUCGACUUUGAGAUUGCUCAUCCCCUUGAUCUCGCGACCAUCAACUCGCCCAAUGAGUGAGAUAGAUCAGGUCAAGGUCUCGUUGAAUGAAAAUGAGACGCAGAUACAUUUCCGCCUUGUUGGAGCGCGACACAAAUUGGCAGAAAUCUGCGAGGCAGUCGCCUGGGUCCACGCUGCCGUAGCAAGGACUCCAUCGGAAAAGCCGCAUAUGGUCGAUUUCAUCGUCGAAUGUAGAGGGAAUCAGACACUGAGCUACUGUACCCGCAGUGUAAUCUCGCCCUUGAUCAACAAUCUGGACUGCGAUACCCAAUGCUGGCUCCCAUUAUUCCCGAAUACCGCCGUGGCCAUUGACUGCCGACGAAACCUUGUGUGCGAAAACUCGCCAUUAGGGCUAAAUAUCUCAUGGGAUUUACUAUGCUUCAUCUGUGGGUUGGAAUACGAGGUUGAUACUGAAACCGGGUUUGCGCUGUACGGCCAACGGUCGUUGGUCUAUCCUACGAGAUAUUUACCAACGUCUGAGUCCAUGCAAUGGCAUUUCCAAGACCUUAAAGAGGGAGAACUUCCGCCGACUGGAUCAUUUCAAGGUGGCGAGAGGUUCAAUGACCUCAACGAAUGCCUCACGAUUGGAAAAGAUCACUUGCUGGGCUUCUGGCCCGAACCGCUGGUCACCCUGGGGACCGAGUAUAACAAAGACGUUGACAUCACCAAAGUUCGCUGGACAAACCCGGGAGAUACCGAGACCAUCAACGACAUAUACGAGAAAGACGGUUACACAUUCGGCGCCUCAAUUUCUGCACCGAGAUUACUCAGUUUUAAUGCGAGCAUGACCUACAAGAUAGCCCACAAUCGCAAGAAUAUCUACAUGUCAGAUUUCAUUGGCAACAUGGAAAGCAUAAUCGACACACCUGCGCUAGUCUACUCCAUCCAGGAAGGACGCGCAUAUGUGGUACCGUUAAUCAGUGUCGUGUUCCACAUUGGACGGGUGAGAGCCAAAGUACAUAAACUGUCCCAGUACCACGUUGCUCCUUGUGAGGCAUUGGCGAAUGGAGGUCUAGCUGCGUUCGAUGCCAUACGGAAAUCUUAUCAAGAUCCACUCGCAGCUAAACAACCACAGAACAGCAAAGAUGGUGAAGUCCAAGUACCUUACCGAGUCAAGGAUCAUCUGCAAUCUGUCUACGCAGCACUUCAAGUUACCGUGCGACAGAGGUCUUUGCUGAAGCGCUUCUUCAAGGAAUACCUGGUUGGGUACGAGCUGGCCGACAUCGCCCACGAAUAUCCGUCUUACAACUUCAAGAGGCAUCAAUUGAAAGACCUGGUUUGCUGGAAGCCAUUGGUAGAUGAAGUUCACCUAGUCCUGUUUUGUGAAGGGCUCUACGAUCCGAUCAUCCGAGACCCAAAGUCACAAGCCGCGGAUGGCUGCGUCGGUAGACAUCGCGACACCAUUCCCUGUGGGUUGGAUAUUCUAACAAUUUCAUUCACGUGCUUGCGCCAUCUAAGUCGCAGAUACAACGAGCCCGGCUCCGCCCAUGAAUGGGUUAUUGAAGGCUGCAAGUGGCACAGUCGCCACAGCAAAGGCUUGGUCUUUUUCGAGUGCGAUCACAGUCACGCACAGCACUGUCCAAAGCUUCAAUCUCUGAAAUCAAAAGGCCAGAAGCACGCCAGGAUGCCUGACUACGACAACUUGGCGAAAUACCAGAAUGGAGCAAUUGCUUUUGAGGACGAGGUUGGCGUUGGCACGAAACUGAAACGCCUCUCCAAUGCCGACCGCACCCAGGUAGAACUGGGCAAAGAAUGGGUCGUGGCCACAGUCCGACAGCUUCGUUCCGCUGGAGACUUUGAGGUCGCCUUGAUCCUGACACAUUUGCACCACGACCGUGGCGAGUCCGUCGGCAUCCGUGAAGCCAGCAUUGCUGCAGACCUUCUGCCUAUUCUUUUCGAUGUUCUUCAAGGCCGUGCGGGAACCGUCGAGAAAGACGACCUCGUACGACCCAACUCACGACGUGGUGCCUCUGGCGUUUGGUGGGCCUUUUGA